This is a messenger RNA of Silurus meridionalis, 5020 nucleotides long. It is a transcript of the gene epb41l3b, whose product is annotated as erythrocyte membrane protein band 4.1-like 3b. The record is from RefSeq and is a predicted model, not a curated record. Gene Ontology annotation, cellular component: plasma membrane; cytoskeleton. Gene Ontology annotation, biological process: cortical actin cytoskeleton organization. NCBI's taxonomy places the organism in Eukaryota, Metazoa, Chordata, Actinopteri, Siluriformes, Siluridae. Gene Ontology annotation, molecular function: structural molecule activity; actin binding. The transcript is spliced from 23 exons. Bases 345 to 4256 code for a protein of 1303 amino acids.
UCCCAGGAAGCCUCCUUCAGCAGAUCCGAGUGGAUCAAAGUGGAUUCUCAAAAGGUGCGCGCUCGAGUUUUUCUUUGGCGGCGUUCAACUGUACAGUGCGUCGUGCCGGAAGUUCCUGAAGCGGCUGUGUGCUGGUUGUAACUCCUAUUAAUCCUCAUUGCUGGUAAUACUGGAAUUCAGCAGCCAGGCAGAAUCGCAUCCAUACCCAGCGGCUCCAGCCAUCCCAAAAUUAUCGUCCAUCAAGCAUUCCACGGGUAAUAGGCAGAGACACAAACGCAGCUCCAGCUGAGUGGUGAAGAGGUCUACAUAGAACAGAAGCUUACAAGCAGCACCAGUUAAACACCAUGCAGUGCAGGAUCACCCUAUUGGAUGGCUCGGACUACACCUGUACAGUGGAGAAGAAAGCCAAAGGCCAGGUCCUGUUCGAUAAAGUAUGUGACCACCUCAACCUAAUGGAGAAGGACUACUUUGGGCUGACGUAUCGUGACGCAGAACAUCAGAAGAACUGGAUGGACCCUGCAAAAGAACUGAAAAAACAAAUUAGAAGUGGUCCCUGGAACUUUGGGUUUAAUGUGAAGUUUUAUCCUCCUGACCCAUCUCAGCUGUGUGAAGACAUCACUCGGUACUACCUGUGCCUUCAGCUGAGAGAUGACGUCGUGUCGGGCAGAUUGCCGUGCUCCUUCGUCACUCAUUCUCUCCUGGGUUCAUACAUCGCCCAGUCUGAGCUUGGAGACUAUGACCCUGAAGAGCUGGGCAGCGAUUACAUCAGCGACCUUCGCUUCGCUCCCAAUCAGACCAAAGAGCUGGAGGAAAAGGUCAUGGACCUGCAUCGCAACUACAAAGGGAUGACUCCAGCUGAGGCAGAGAUGCUCUUCCUGGAGAAUGCCAAGAAGCUUUCCAUGUAUGGUGUAGAUCUGCAUCAUGCCAAGUUAGUAGGGAGGCUGUCUGAGUGCUUAGCUCGGGCUAAGGAAGAGGAUUCGGAGGGAGUGGAGAUUAUGCUCGGUGUUUGUGGCAGCGGCCUUCUCAUCUACAGGGACCGACUGCGGAUAAAUCGAUUUGCCUGGCCCAAAAUCCUCAAGAUAUCCUACAAGCGGAACAACUUCUAUAUUAAGAUACGCCCUGGAGAGUUUGAACAGUUUGAGAGCACCAUUGGUUUCAAACUUCCAAAUCACAAAUCAGCAAAGAGAUUGUGGAAGGUGUGUGUGGAACAUCACACGUUUUUCAGGUUGGUGGCAACGGAACCUCCUGCUAAGAAGUUUCUGUCACUGGGCUCUAAGUUUCGCUACAGUGGGAGAACGCAGACGCAGACGCGCCGUGCCAGCUCUCAGAUCUCUCGGCCUGCACCACAGUUUCAGCGCUCCUCCAGCAAACGGCUCACCACCACUCGCAGUCUAGACAUAGCUCCAGCCAUGGCCAACAACGACAACUUGAUGAAGGACUCUAAACCAGCUUUUGCCGCAGGGACCCUCAUCACCACGGUAACGCCAGAGAAAAAGGUGGAGGAAGAGAACGCAGUCAAAGAUGAAAGCACUCCUGCGGCAGAGAUAUCCGAGCCUGACCCUCCCACUCCUGUUACCAAGAGCGUCCUUGCCUCCCCGCUCUCCUCCACUAAAGUGCGAAGAAGAAAACGGAGAAGAAGCAGUUCUGAACACGCCGCCUCAGCAAGUCCGGCAAACGGCAAGCAGAUUUCUGACCAGAACCGGCCCAAAGCGGGAACGCUUUUCUCCUUCUCCCUGCACCUCCCAGACAUGUCUUCUCUCCUGGAUGAAGAUGGUUACCUGAGCUUUCCUGACCUGUCUGAGCUGAACUUCUUACCCGAGUGCUUCCAGCACUUCCUGCCUAUCAAGUCGCCAUCUCUCGUGCCCUGCUUCCUCUUCAUCUUCUUUUUUCUGCUGUCUACCUCUUUCUCUGUACCCUAUGCACUUACACUCUCUUUUCCGUUGGCACUGUGCCUCUGCUAUCUGGAGCCCAAAACCACGUCACUUUCCACCUCAUUUACCAACAGCUUUCAGGACAGUUCAGAUGACGAGACAGACAGCGAACAGACUGAUGAGACAACAGAGACUGAGUCUGAGUCGGAGGAUGAAUCGGAGCUGGUAAGCCAGACUGCAGAAGAUGCCAAAUCUGAACCUCAAGAGGACAUUUCAGAAGAAAAACCAAAUCCUGCGGGGGCUGACUCUGCCGAGAAUUCAGGUGGCCAACAGGACACUGCAGUAGUUAAUGAUACAGCAGAAGCUACAGAGAAUAUUCUGACUCCUAAAGCUUCAAACAAUGUUGUUAUUGAGGAAGUUAGUACUACUGAAGAUGGUCCUCCAGCUCCUCCGUGUUUGUCUGAUAAGAGAACCUUGGUUUCUGGAGGCAUACAUUCAAAAUCAGUCAGUGAGAGCACAGAAACGUCAUCGUGUAAUGAUAAAGAAAUGUCAGUACUGCAUACAGUUGAGGAAUCUGAAGACUGGGGAGAUAAUAAAGACACUGCAAUGGCGUCCUCUACUGGUGAAGCUCAGGAGUUAAUAGUAGAAGCGUCUUUUAAUACACUCGCAUUGGACACCGUGCCAGUGUUUUCUACUGGGACAUGUACAGAGAAGGAAGAACUUCCUGAUCAGACUCUUUUUGGGGAGAAAGUAUUUACUGUUCACAUUUUUAAUGAGGUGGAACAAAUUCCUGCUCUGAUCCAUAUAAAGGAAGGUGAAUUUCCUGCUCAAACUCAGACUGAGGAUCAAGAAUUUAGCAUUAAUACCCAUAUUGUGGAAGAAGAAUCUCCUGCCCAGAUGUUUGAUUAUAAGGAAGACCUUCCUGCCCAGACCCAUACUGACACAGAAGAAUUUUUGGUUCUGACACUGAAUUGUACGGAAGGGCUGCUUGCUCAGUCUUGCUUUGAGAGUGAAGAGUUUUCUUCUGCACAGAAAGAUGGAUCUUCUGUUCAUGUCAGUCAAGAGAAAAAAGACCUGCUUAAUCGGACCCCAAACCCAUUUCCUAUUCAGAUCCAUACAGAGGAAGAUGAUUCUCUUGCUCAGACUCCAGAUAAGAUGGAAGCACUUCCUGUUCAGACCCCUAGUAAAAUUGAGGAAUUUCUGAUUCUGUCAUCAGCUAUGGAGGACAGCCUUCCCAAAAUAGCUCCGGAGAACAUUGAACUUUCUACUCAAACCCAUACAGAGAAGAAUAGAUUUCUGGAUGAGGCAGACUGUUCUGCUCCUAUUCAUAUUGAGGAAGUAGAAUUUUGUCAUGAGAAAGAGUUUCCUGUUCAGACACAUGUUGAGGAAGUUUCUAUUCCGAACCACACUAAUGUGCAUGAAAUUAAAGAUAACAAAGAUGUUGAUUUAGUGGUAGUUGAAGAUGUUGCUCAGAUUCUAGAGAAGAUGCACAGCAAAUUAAAUGUCGAAGGAAAAGAAUCUGCACAUAAAGCAAGUCCGAGCUCCAGUCAGGAAUUUAUGGCACCUGUAACUGAAGACGAAUCUAAUUGUCUUGAUGAAAAGAUCCAGUCCACAGGUUGUGACGGCUGUACCCCCAAGAAAUCCGUGUCCUUCUGGGAAGAUGUUGAGAACGUUUCUCAAAACCCAAGAGAGAAUAUCAGGCCAAAUGUUAAUACGUCUGCUAGCUCACCUAUCUGUGAGCAGGAACAAGCCAAACCUGAUGAAAGCCAACAGACUGCAGCUGUGCAGAUAGUGUCAACCUGUGAGGAAGUUCACAAUGCUGAGCAAGUUUUGAAAGAGGAAGUGGAAGAGAGAAACACAGAAGGCUAUGAAAAUUCCAUACCCUUAGAUUCGUCGCACUGUGUAACCAGCGAAUAUAGACAGGAGGACGAGCGCGAAGCGGAAGAGGUUCUACAGGAAAUAAAGCUGAUGAAGCGAGAAGUGAACACAUCUGUGCAGCAGUCGGAGGAAUCUGCGGAGCCAGUGCAACCGGUGACCAACGAGGUGCCUGUAGUUCAUACUGAAACAAAAACCAUCACAUACGAGUCUGCCGAGGUGGAUGUUAAUGGUGACGCAGACCCCGGAGUUCUGAUGAGCGCUCAGACCAUCACGUCCGAGGACAACAGCACCACGACCACCACGCAAAUAACAAAGACGGUGAAAGGAGGCAUCUCGGAGACACGGAUCGAGAAGAGGAUCGUCAUCUCCGGAGAUGCCAACAUCGAUCACGAUCAGGCUUUGGCUCAGGCCAUAAAAGAGAUCAAAGAGCAGCAUCCAGACAUGUCUGUCACCAAAGUAGUGGUUCAUAAAGAGACUGAGAUCUCGGCUAGCGAAGGUGACCAGUGACACAGGACUAAACAUCUGUCUGACAGAGGACAGUGCCAUGUUCUUCACUCUAUGGCCCCAUGGGCAUUCGGCUUCUGUGAUUAUUAUUAUUAUUUUUUGAUCUCGGAUCCAGACAGCUCAGUGGAUAAUAGUGGGGACCAUGAAGAAGCGAUGAUUUCUACGACACCCCCACCCCCAUUCAAAUCAGCCCUGCAGUCCGAUAUUACCAAAAGCUCAGCAUGUUAUUGGGCGGAUCGUUUUACUGUAAACAGCAAUAAUCUGAGCACGCCAUGGAUGCAUGAGCACUCCAAAACGUGAGGGAUUCUUUAAAAAAAAAACAUUUGUGCAACUGCCUUAAAGAACGAUUUUUUUAAUCAUUGUGUUUGAUUUAUGUACCUUCAUUUUAUUUAUAGCAAAUACUUUAAAUUAGCGUGCCAACAGCAAAGCUACGAAAUCAAUUCAUCAGUGUUCCAGAGAGAGAUUGAAUUAAAGCCAGGUUUACCGACACAGAUCUAAGUUUGUCCAAGUGUUUUACAUGUUUUCUCUGAUUGGCAGAGCAGUUUUGCACGAAGACUUGGAUUAAUCUGUACACAGCCCAGAGACUACGAGUUAAAAGCAUUAAAUAAGUGUUUAAGUCGUGUAUAUACAUUAUAUAAGCAUAUUAUCUACAAUAACAAUUCUCUGUAUUGCAACAUUUGUACUUUGCAAUAUUUGUACUUGGUUUUAGCAUUAAGUCCUGAAAUCUAUGCCACUAUUAAAAGGGCUGCUCUUGGUUUACUUGGAAA